This is a messenger RNA of Aplysia californica (California sea hare), 1221 nucleotides long. RefSeq names its product cyclin-Q. Gene Ontology annotation, molecular function: cyclin-dependent protein serine/threonine kinase regulator activity. Gene Ontology annotation, biological process: regulation of transcription by RNA polymerase II. Gene Ontology annotation, cellular component: nucleus. The record is from RefSeq and is a predicted model, not a curated record. Lineage: Eukaryota; Metazoa; Mollusca; Gastropoda; Aplysiida; Aplysiidae.
GUGCAAGUGCGUUGAUUCUACCUGAGGGAAUCAUGUCCUCUGACAAUGAAGCCAGAGUACACUUCCGUGUUAUACGCUACAUGCAUGAAGCAGGUCUGAAGCUUCAUCUACAAAGUGUCCCUUUGGCAACAGCUUCCACAAUUUAUCAUAGAUUCUUCAGACAAGCUGCUCUUAAAGAUUUUGAUCCCUAUCUGAUUGGAGCCACCUGUAUUUCCUUGGCCUGCAAAGUGGAGGAAGAGAGUGUUCGCCUCAGAGACAUUGUCAAUGUGUGCUACAGAACUUUACACAAGAACAAAGCACCACUGGAGAUAGGAGAGACAUUCUGGGCCCUGCGAGAGAGCGUUGCCAGCUGUGAGUUGUUCCUGCUGAGAGCCCUCAAAUUCAAGGUUGUUUUCCCACAUCCGCACAAGUAUUUGGUGCACUACUUGCGUGCUCUCUCCGACUGGGUAGAGCCGAAGGUGUGGGAGGAGGUGCCUGUUUGCCGCACAGCGUGGGCUAUGCUGCGAGACAGCUAUCACAGCAGCUUCUGUCUGGAUCAUCCUCCUGAACACGUGGCAGUGGCGGUCAUCUACUUUGCCCUGCUCACUCAUGGACUAGAAGUCCCGUGCCAAAAGUAUGCCAAGAAAAAAUGGUGGCAGGUGUUCAGCAAAGACCUCAGUCUGGACAUCAUUCAAGACAUCAUCACAAAACUGAUGACAAUGUAUGAUAUGGAAAACCAGCUGUCUUCUUCCAGCAGAUGAUGAAUUAUGACAGAAUAGUAAAAUAGCGUUGGCCAACAGGGAUGAAUCUUGUGGGAAAUGAACUCGCUCUUCUGUGUGUAACAGCAAAGUGCCAACACCACAGAGAAAGACUGGAAUUACAAUAAUUUUUUUUUCAACCCAAAAUCAAGCAGUAAAAUUUUUUUUUAUCAAGUAUAUAACAUGGACUACUCUACAAAUCCAAUUAGUAGAAAGGACAAACUAUGUUAUUCAUGAACAUUGACCUCAAUCACAUUCAGUGCUAAAGCACACUAACCAGUUCACGAUCAUUUCUUGUAGGUUAUCUGAUUGGUUGAGGCUAAAGGUCUGCUGUGACCUGAUUGAGCUAGCCUCUGCAUUUGUCGCGGCUGCGAUUUUUGGCAUUUUGUCGUCUGCGAAUCGCAGCUGCGUUUUUGUGCAUUUUUCAGAAGAAAAAAAGCUACUUCAUAACCUAUUACAUAUUUAGACAUGUAUUUUGAUAAUU